Messenger RNA from Lonchura striata (white-rumped munia), 807 nucleotides. It is a transcript of the gene ASCL2, whose product is annotated as achaete-scute family bHLH transcription factor 2. Gene Ontology annotation, molecular function: DNA-binding transcription factor activity, RNA polymerase II-specific; RNA polymerase II transcription regulatory region sequence-specific DNA binding; protein dimerization activity. Gene Ontology annotation, cellular component: RNA polymerase II transcription regulator complex. Lineage: Eukaryota; Metazoa; Chordata; Aves; Passeriformes; Estrildidae. Gene Ontology annotation, biological process: neuron differentiation; regulation of neurogenesis; positive regulation of transcription by RNA polymerase II. The record is from RefSeq and is a predicted model, not a curated record.
AUGAACGGCGGGGCUCUGCCGCCGCUGCCCCCCGCCGCGCCCCGCGGCCGCCGGCGGCCCGCCUCCCCCGAGCUGCUGCGCUGCAAGCGCCGCCUGGCCUUCGCCGCCCUGCCGGGCACCGGGGCGGCGGCGGCGGCCGCCGUGGCCCGGCGGAACGAGCGGGAGCGCAACCGCGUGCGGCUCGUCAACCUGGGCUUCGCCGCCCUCCGCCAGCACGUCCCCCACGGCGCCGCCAGCAAGAAGAUGAGCAAGGUGGAGACCCUCCGCUCCGCCGUCGAGUACAUCCGCGCCCUGCAGCGGCUCCUCGACGAGCACGACGCCGCCGCCUCUUUCCCCGACGGUCGCGGGCGGGUGGCCGUCGGGGAAGUUGGCGGCGGCGGCGGCGGCUACUCCUCCGCUUCUCCCUCCUUCGCCUCCUCCGCGCCCGGCUCGCCGUGCUCCUCCGAGGAGAGCGGCUACGACGCGGCGCUCAGCCCCGAGGAGCGGGAGCUGCUGGACUUCACCAGCUGGCUGGGGAGCUACUGACACGGCGGGAGCCGCGCUCAGCCCGCAGCACAUCGGCGCCCGCGGUCUCGGCGUGGCAGCAUCCCCCCGAAAGUACUGAUCUCCGCCUCGGCGUGGCCCCGCUGGCUGCUUCUCUCGCCGGUUCAGCCGUCGUCUUCUGGCUGUGGAAAGUGCAAUGGGACUGCGGGGUUCCGCUCCUUGCGCGGGGACAGCGGCUCCGUCUGCCCGCCGGGAGCUGCCGGCCCACGGAGAGGAUGCCCGAGUGAACCUGCUUUCCCCCGCCGCUGCUGGCUCGUGUUGCUU